AACUGGCUGUCAAUUGAACUUGGCGGAACUGAAAGGCAUGGCUGCUUCUACUGGAACCGACAAACCCACAGUGAAGGAGAUCUUCACCUCCAUGCAGUAUGGACCUGCUCCUGAAGCUGCCAACAUUGCACAGGCUUGGCUGGACUCUCAUGAACGGAGCUUUGGCCAUUUUGUGGGCGGUAAAUGGAUUAAGCCAGAUGGUAGACAGACAUAUGUUACCAAGAACCCAGCAACAGGAGAGACUUUGGCAACCACCAUCCAGGGAAAUGAGGAAGAUGUGGAGUUUGCAGUAAGCACAGCACGGAAAGCUUUUGAGAGUUGGAGCAAACUGCCCUGCCAUGUCCGAGCACGAUACCUGUACAGCAUUGCCCGCACUGUACAGAAACAUCAGAGGUUGCUCAGCGUUGUGGAGAGCAUGGACAAUGGCAAGCCUAUUCGUGAGUCACGUGACUGCGAUGUUCCCCUUGUGGUCCGUCACUUCUACCACCAUGCCGGUUGGGCACAGCUUAGAGACACUGAAAUGAAUGGUUGGAAACCUUUGGGUGUUGUUGCUGCUAUUGUUCCCUGGAAUUUUCCUUUGAUGUUGCUCACCUGGAAAAUAUGUCCUGCAUUAGCAAUGGGUAAUACUGUAGUUUUAAAGCCUGCAACAUAUACACGUUUGACUGCUCUUCUGCUGGCAGAGAUUUGUUCUGAGGCAGGUCUGCCACCUGGAGUCUUCAAUGUGGUCACUGGUAAUGGUGCCUUUGGUGAAAAUUUGGCUAUUCAUCCUGAUGUGGAUAAAGUAGCAUUUACAGGCUCUACAGAGGUGGGACGCACUCUGCGUAAAGCAACAGCUGGCAGUGGAAAGAAGUUGUCCCUGGAGCUGGGUGGCAAGUCCCCCUUCCUUGUAUUUGAUACUGCAGAUUUAGACAGCGCUGUGGAAGGAGUUGUAGAUGCCAUAUGGUUUAAUCAGGGACAGGUUUGCAGUGCAGGAUCCCGACUUCUCAUACAGGAACCAAUCGCUGAAGAUCUGAUCCGAAGACUCAAGCAGAGGGUGACCCACCUGAGAGUUGGUGACAGUCUGGAUAAGACCAUUGACAUGGGAGCCUUAGUGGAUGAGAGUCAGAUGAAGACAAUCUCUGAAUUUGUGGCGGAAGCUCGAUCAGAGGGGGCAGAGGUUUUCCAGGCUCCUGGACCUCUUCCUAAAAAAGGAUUAUUCUACCCACCAACCUUAAUCACUGGUGUGGACACCACAUCGCGCUGUGUCAGAGAGGAGAUUUUUGGACCUGUCCUGGUUGCAAUGACAUUCCGAACUGCUAAAGAAGCCAUUGCGCUUGGGAAUAACACACCCUAUGGAUUGGCCGCUAGUGUCUGGACAGAAAAUAUGCCUUUAGCUUUGGAGGUUGCAUUGAGCAUAAAAGCUGGCACAGUGUGGAUAAAUGGACACAACAUGUUUGAUGCAGCUGCUGGGUUUGGUGGAUAUAAAGAAAGUGGAUUUGGACGGGAUGGAGGAAAAGAGGGGCUGUAUGAGUAUGUAAGACCGUCAUGGGAAAGCAGACCACAACCAAACUCAGGAGACGUAAAUUAUAAAACCUAUGCUGUUACCUAUGGUGCUGACCUUCCUCCUAUUCCAGGACAAAAACAGAUCAAUCUUUCUGUAAUUCAGACAAAGGACUCGGACAUUCCCAGCGUCGACAGGACCUUCAAGCUGUAUUAUGGUGGGGCCCAAAAACGUCCUGAUGGCAUGUACUCUCGCCCUAUCUAUGGCUCUGAUGGUACUGUGAUAGCAUAUGUUUCAGACAGUAACAGAAAAGAUGUCCGCAACGCAGUGGAGACCGCCCAUAAAGCAGCUCCUGGUUGGGGCAAGAGGGCUGCUCAUAACAGAGCACAGAUUGUCUAUUACAUGGCAGAAAACCUCGAGCUAAGGAGGGAUGAAGUAGCCCAAAGACUGAGUACACUAACUGGACAAUCAAGAGAGAAGUCCCAGCAAGAAGUGGAUCUCAGCAUUCAGCGCCUUUUCUACUGGGGUGCAUACUGUGAUAAAUAUGGAGGCAGUGUACAAGAAACAUUGCUUUAUGGAGCCACUGUAUUGAUUCGAGAACCAAUGGGAGUUGUUGGCAUUGUUUGCCCGGACGAAAGCCCACUUCUUAGCUUCGUCAGCCUCUUUGCCCCAGCCAUUGUGCGUGGAAAUGCUGUGGUAAUAAUUCCAAGUGAAAAGUUCCCUCUGCCAGCUUUGGACUUUUACCAGGUAAGGCAUUUCCUCUACU
Molecule: messenger RNA, 2246 nt
Organism: Nanorana parkeri
Lineage: Eukaryota; Metazoa; Chordata; Amphibia; Anura; Dicroglossidae
Gene: ALDH16A1
Product: aldehyde dehydrogenase 16 family member A1
Exons: 15
Molecular function (GO): oxidoreductase activity, acting on the aldehyde or oxo group of donors, NAD or NADP as acceptor
Source: RefSeq, a predicted model, not a curated record